CUUAAACAUGGCCGCCCUAGCAACCACGGGAUGCGAGGAUAAACUGUGCUCGCAGGGAGAUGGAGACUUCAGUUUUCAGCACUGCUGCACGUCAUCCCGAGUAAACAGUGAUGGUUUGGACCAAAGGGAGGCCAGACAGAAAGCUGCACAGUUUCUCAGUGAAGCCGAGAAGAACAGGAGACAGAUUGAGAAAUUGGAGAAAGAGAGGACGCUGACUGCUCAGUGCAGAAAAAACGGCUGGACAGAUGUUUUAUGGGAACUAGAAGAAUACGAGAAGGUGCUGGAAGAAGAACGAAACGCUGAGAAGGUGAAUCUUCAAAAGCAGUUAUUGAAGAUUCACAAUGGCGUGAGAAAAUUUCAGAGACAUCUGAUUGAUGUGAAACCAACUCCUGAAUUGAUUGAAAGACUGAAGGAAAUAAUGUCAGAGGUGGAAAUCUCAAUUAACACCCUAAAGGAGGAACAGCGGUCAUGCUUUGAGGAAUUUUUAAAGGAGGAGAGGACGUGUAAACAGGAGAUCACCGCUUACGAGAAGAAGAUUGAAAAUUGGAACUUUGCUCUCAAAUCAAACCUCAAACUACCCACAGCUCCCACUGUUAAGACCAAACCCCCAGACAAAGACCUCCCUGCAGAGGUCAGAGCACUGGAAGCUUUCUUACAGAAGACAGGAGGACCUUAUGGUGGCUGGGACCAGUAUGACCACCAAGCCUACCUUAAAGUCUGGACAAAACACAGUGGGAGGCCAAGCUACAGGAAAGAGGCCAAACUGUACCUGCCUGGGAAAACUGGGGAGGAAAUAGAACAACAUGAGGACUGGCAUCAGGAGCUGAUCUACCUGCAGGACAGAAAGAGAGAGGCCAUUCAGCGGUGGAAAGCCAGCAAGCAUCAAGAACGUCAGACCAGGAUACAGAUUCAGGAGGAAACAGAGGAGGCCGAGAGGAGGGGGAAGGAAGCCAAAAGCCAGGCCCAGCAACACAGGUCUGAGGAGGAGAGGAGGGAGGCGGCACGGCAGCUGGAAGAAUGGAGGGAGGAGAAGAGAAGGAAAGAAGAGCAGGAGGAGGAGCAGAGACUGGCUGAGGAGAUACAAAACCGGAAAAAGGCAAAGGAAGAGCGUCGCCGCCAGCUGGAAGUGAAGCUGACCAUAGAGGAGCAGCUUCGACUGAAGAGAGAGGAAGAGGAGGAGAAGGGGAGGAGGAAGAGAGAGGAGGAACAGAGAGAGAUGGAGGAAAGGAGAAGGGAGGCGACAAAGGGCAUCAAACGCUUCACUGAAAGGGAUCUUCACAAGGUGGAAGCAAAGCUUCAUGAGAAACAGCUGAGGGAGAAGGAGGAAGAGGAAAGACAGAAGAGGAUCGCUGUUCAGUUGAAGGAGAAGGUGGAUGGUCAUGUCAGCAGAGACCCCUCCAGACUGACUCGUCCCACUAAAGGAUGGCAGGAGAGAAUGAAACACGUCGGACCUUCAGGAGGAGGACCCGUGCUGCAGAUGUUUCACAGAGCUGUUCCCACUUGGAGACAAGGCCUGUGAUGAAUCCAACUGAACAGUCCUGAAAUCUGUUCACACAGUUUUGUUGUUGUUUUUAACAGAAAUUAGAUUAAAGUAAGAUUUGUGAUUUUUUUAAUGGUACCUCAAUACCAAAAUGUACCUUUAUGAGAAUUUUUUAUGUGGUGCUGUUUGAGAUUUUGUACAAUUCGUGAAUCGAAUGCACUUGCAAUUUAGACUGUGAAACUGCUUUAUUAAUUAAAAACUUGUCGUUAUA
Acanthochromis polyacanthus (spiny chromis) is the source of this 1751-nucleotide messenger RNA. RefSeq names its product coiled-coil domain-containing protein 112. The transcript is spliced from 14 exons. Lineage: Eukaryota; Metazoa; Chordata; Actinopteri; Pomacentridae. The coding region runs from base 8 to 1519 and encodes 503 amino acids. The record is from RefSeq and is a predicted model, not a curated record.